UUCACUCCACUGUUUAACUCGGGUGAAGUCACUCAAAGUUACAGCAAAAAUUGUGGGUGCCAGGAACAAAGAAGAGGGCAUCAUUUUAGGCAGUGUGGCGCAUUCCUCUGUACGGGACUCUAUAAUACCACAGACUCUAUAUAAUACCACAGACUCUAGUGGCUACCAUUUGGGUGGUAGCAAGGAAUGAUUCAGUAAAAGGCAGAGGUGGAUUAGGUUAUCGGACGGGCGAAAUCUUGAACAACUCGAGGUUUCUUAAUUAUUAUGGCGGAGUCAUCAAUUAAACGAACAAAGUAGUAAUAAUCAUUCCAUAGGGAUAUAAGUAAACUGCUUGGUGCUUCGAUUGGUUCGAAAAUGGUUUUUCUGUUAUGAUCGUUCAAAAACAGCUUCGACAACACGUAUAAUAUCGCAGUCAAUGGCUAAAUCAGACAUGUUUUGUGUGGACAAAAACAAUGCCAAUCACGAUCCGUACGUGUUCACUCUUUCCAGCAGAUACAAGGAACUGGCCAAAAAAGAACUCAUGGAAGACGAGGAAACCCGACAACAAUCGUUGGCCCACCUUCGGGAAUGGAUCGGCAAACAUCCAUACAUCCAAAAAUGUCGAACGGAUGCAGUGUUUCUGUUGAGAUUCUUGAGAUUUCGAAAGUUUUCCGUACCACAGGCUCAAGCAGCACUUGAACGGUACCUAGCCAUGAGGCAGACCUUCCCCGAAUGGUUCCAAAAGUUGGACACAAAGGAUACGCUAGUACAGGGAACGAUCGACGAUGAAGUAUUUACCGUUUUAGGCCGGGAUGGGGAAGGUCGCACGGUGGUUUGGAUACGAUUCGGACGGUUCAAUGUGGAAAAGUUGAGUCCGAUAGCGAUUUUCCGCUACACUAUGAUGUUUCUGGAAACGCUGAUGGAUGAUGAGGAGGUACAAAUCGGAGGCUAUCGGGUUUGGGUAGAUUACACUGAGAGCACGGUGAAGCACUAUGGUAUGUGGGGGGUUAGUGAUAUGAAGAUGCUGAUGGAUGCCGUGAAUCGGUCGAUGCCGAUGCGAAUUCGAGAAAUUUCCGGGGCUAAGCUGCCAAAAUUCGCGAUUGUGGUUGCUAAUCUGCUGCUCUCAUUUGCCUCCAAGAAGUUGAAGGAGAGAGUAACCUGUCACUCUACAGUGCUGGAAUCAAAAAAAAAUUUUGACGAAUCUCUAUGGCCGCAGCAAUAUGGAGGGUUGAAAAAUUCAGCCGAUUUGGCACACAGUUUGCGGAAACAGUUUUCAGAAAAACGUGACGCUAUUCUAGCUUUGGAUGACAUGGAGAUUGAGAUUGAACACUAUUCGUCCAUGUGGAAUCAGACCAGCGUUAAUGACAACAGUGGAGACAUUGACGGCGGUAUUGCCGGAUGUUUCAGGAAGCUCAAUGUGGACUAGAGUAUCUUAGUUUGGCGCCGGUUCUAUUAAAAUAUUUUGUUGUUUUGAUUUUCGGUAAACGGUUUAGAUUAUAUACAAUGUAAGUUUUUGAUUUGUUUAUUAAAAGCCUAUUGCUACUGUAGGAAUAAAUAAGGAAUGGUGAUAUUGAAAUCAAAAUAUAGUAGGUUUGGAUCAUUUGGUCAAAUCAUUUGUCGACGGAAUUGUUUCGACUAAAAAUAGUAGCUUAGCUAGGAAUCUACAAAAUAUAGUGGUUAUAUACAAUGCAAGAAGGUACAAAAGGUUAAUGUUACUUGAGAAAAUAAAUAUAAUUUCCUAGAAAGUUCAGCAUCGACAAAUCAAGUAGGUAAUGUAAGAGAGCCUGGAGUUAGUUGGCGGUUAGGGCCGAGUUCCCUUUCCGACCAUAUGUCUCUUUUUGUGUACAUCAAGUAAUGUGAAAUACAUGUUCCAAUAUUUUUAUGAUGCAUAACAUUUUAUUUUGUGGAAUUAUAUUUAAAUUUUCUUUCAAAAAAAUUUUAAGUUGUGGAAAUACGCUUAUUUCCUAAGUUAUUCAGGUUUCUCCGUUUACUAUCAAACGCUCUCUAUAAUAAAUAAAAGAAGAAAAGUUUUAGAUAUAACUGCAGGAACACAGUGCAUCAAUUCAUGGCUGAGAUACCAAACCUGUAGUAUGGACCUCCCAAGUAACAAUUUUAGUGUUAUUAAAAUCUAUUAGCGGUUUUUGAGAUUUUUUUUGUAUAACCAGCAUUAAAGCUUUCAACUACCUGAAAACAUUCUAAUCACCGCUUUAAGAUUACAUUCCAGCUAGUUGGUCCAAUCUACAUUAAGUUUUUAAAGCUUGUUUAAGAAUGCACAAAAAACUGUUAUAAAACUCUUCUGAAGCAGCAUACAUAUUACCGAAAAUGGUUUUAAAACCGCUUAGCAUUACAUUUGUUUAGAAUUAUGCAUCUCGUUUAAAAUAAGCUUUAAAUCUUGUCUUAUUUAUCAUUGCUUUUGAAGGCAGCCUAAAUGUAAACAAAUAAUAUAAACAUCGUCUUUGUAUCGGAUCUAUUCGUGAAAAGAAAUAAUCUGAGUGUGCGUGUAAUUUUAAUAGUCAGAUAAGUGAAAUCUAAUAUUAAAUUUGUAACUUUCCCAGUCAUGCAGAACAUACGGUUCAAAUUUUAUCGUGAAUAUAGCAAUCAAAAUGAGAAUCGCAUACCAUCGCUUUCAUUAUAAUGCUGUUUUAGCAAAAAAAAAGUACGCAAAGCUAAAUAACUUUAAAAUAACUAAUUCAUCACAAUUUGUAUACCAAUUAAUUUCGCCAUGUUCUACAAUCAUUUCUAGUGUUUAGCUAACAGUAUAAAGUAGGUACUUAUUCUAAAUUUUCUCAUUUUGAAAAUUUUCAAUGACUUGUAUUUCAUAAAAAGUUUUUACAAAUGGCGACUCAGUGGCAAUCAUAAUAAUGGCCUCCAGCGAAUUAUUCUUCACCCGUAAAGCCAUAUUGCCUAUCAAAUUGCUCACUAUAAAUGCGUUAUAAAACUGCGAGUAUUUAUAACUUCAACGGUGGAGGCUUGAUACUCUUAUAAGUAGGGUACGCAGUACCGACCCUUUUUAGCGAGAACCGGUACUACGGUACUGAAGCCCUCAGUACCGGUAAAGUACCGGUACUCGAAUAUUUAAAAAAAAAAUCGAAAAAAGCUUUAAACUGAAAUUGAAUGCUCAAACUGAUGAUUUUAUUCUCAGAUGAUUGAUUUGUGCUGAUCAAAAAACAUGUUUAUUGUUUUUAAUUGCUUCGGAAUGGCAAGACUUAUUUCACAGAAGAUAUUUUUCAUAUAGGGCACCUUCUUUAAUUUCGAAAUCUAGGCCACUUUGAAAUCAAUAACUGCUAAGUGGUGCGACUUUCGUCGAUUUGAACAGAUGGUAAAUGUAUGAAACCCUAUUAACAACAGUAAAUCAAAGCGAGAAUGGCAGUAAAUCCGAGUAGGUUAAUCGGAUUUCCUCUCUUGCUUUUCUGAAAAUUGGUUCCGACCUUUAUGUCGUUUGACCACUAUUCUCUAAUGCAUAUCAAAGCUCCUUGUUUUCCUGUAAAUUAUGGAGUUUUUCUGAAUUUUCCGCUUACCAAUAACUACAAAUCGCCCCAUUUGAAGCAGUUCACCAAGUCUAAACGCUGUUCGUUCUUUUAUAGAUAAUGGUUUAAGAGCAAACCAAAUACAGACAUGACUUAGAUCGUAGUCUUAUUACGCGCCACCCAGUGAAUAAUGGAAACCAAUCGGAAUGUCGCUAAUAAAACUUUAACUUCUAGAAUUAUUAUGAUGAUAGCCCUACCUCAUUCCCACACAAAGUUGUUAUCUCAACGAUUUAUCUAGAAGGCAAAUUAAUAUAAUUAAACGUUAUCUUGCAUACCGAUAUUUUGAAACAGAUCCCCCUGCAGAGUUAACAUAUUUGUCAUGAAAAAUUGUAUAGUACCGAAAAUACCGGUACUGGCUUUUGUUCAGUACCGGUAUUACGGUACCAAAAAUGGAUCGGUAUUCCCAGGAUUUCCGGUACCGGUAUUACCGGUACCACAACCCUACUUAUAAGAGUUUUGAAGACGCUUUUCGUAGACUAUAUUUUUUAUUGAGAAUGUUUUUAAAACUAUUAUAAUUUCU
Messenger RNA from Topomyia yanbarensis, 4026 nucleotides. RefSeq names its product retinaldehyde-binding protein 1-like. Lineage: Eukaryota; Metazoa; Arthropoda; Insecta; Diptera; Culicidae. Gene Ontology annotation, cellular component: membrane. Gene Ontology annotation, molecular function: phosphatidylinositol bisphosphate binding. The coding region runs from base 416 to 1405 and encodes 329 amino acids. The transcript is spliced from 3 exons. The record is from RefSeq and is a predicted model, not a curated record.